Molecule: messenger RNA, 492 nt
Organism: Frankliniella occidentalis (western flower thrips)
Lineage: Eukaryota; Metazoa; Arthropoda; Insecta; Thysanoptera; Thripidae
Product: clavesin-1-like
Exons: 3
Coding region: 1-492 (163 amino acids)
Cellular component (GO): membrane
Molecular function (GO): phosphatidylinositol bisphosphate binding
Source: RefSeq, a predicted model, not a curated record
AUGGACCCCUCCCGGCACAAGUUCGAGGAGGUGCUGCAGACGUGCCUCAUGACCAUGGAGGCCCUGUCCGUGGACCCGGAGGUACAGCGCGACGGCAUCGUCGUGCUCGUGGACAUCACGCGCUUCUCCUACAAGCUGGUCCGGUGGCUCACGCCCUACAAGAUCAAGGUCUCCCUCAAGUUCCUGCAGGACUGCAUACCGGUCAAGAUGCAGGCCCUGUACUGCGUCAACGCGCCCCGGGUGUUCAGCCUCACCUACAACGCGGUCAAGCCCCUCAUGAAGGAGGAGUUCAGAAGAAAGAUAUCCUGGCACAACGGCGACCUGUCCUCUCUGCACAAAGUCCUUCCUCCGUGCGUGUUGCCCAAGGACUUCGGGGGCACCAAGACGAAGGACCCCGUCGACUGGGAUGGCUGGUUCGGCCACGUACUUGAAAAGGCACCCCUGUUUGAGGAGCUGAGAUCUUACGGUUAUGUCUCCAAACGGGAAACUUGA